This is a messenger RNA of Plasmodium fragile, 16086 nucleotides long. RefSeq lists its product as uncharacterized. Lineage: Eukaryota; Apicomplexa; Aconoidasida; Haemosporida; Plasmodiidae. The transcript is spliced from 2 exons. The record is from RefSeq and is a predicted model, not a curated record. The coding region runs from base 1 to 16086 and encodes 5361 amino acids.
AUGAGUUCUGUUCAAGGCUCGAGUGUGCACACAGUGCUAUGUAGGAAUAAAAUGAAGGUUGUGUUUGACCAUGGUGUCACAUGUGGAGGUGUAAUUAAAGGUACAACACAAAUGGACAAGACGCAAAAUGCAGAGUGGGACGUACAGAACUACGCUUGCCACGUGCCAGUGAAAAAUGGACCUUGCUUUGGCCACAAUGCAAAAGUGUUCCUCCUUGUUAUGCGACACCUAUAUAAAACGCAUGACCAUCAGGAUGCCAUCCAUGGUGCCAUGAAGAAAACUAACUUUUUUAGCAAUAUGAAGUGCGCAGUUCUUCUGUUACUCGUGUUAUAUAAGAAUAGGAAGAAAGCUAGCCUUGUGGCGCACCUUGCGGUGAAUUCGGGUUCCCCACGAGGCGUCCUGUCUCACGGGGAACACACAUACAAUACAGGUGCUGCCUGCGGCCAUGAUGGGGCGGAGCAGGCAGCCGAGAGGGGCAGUGAUGGCGAUGACGAGACAGGUAUCUACCUCGAUGUGCAUUCCACAGGAAGGACCGCUUCCCCACCCACGCCAAAAAAAAAUAUACUCUUUUUAAAAAGAAGCGGACAUAGUGCCAUGUUCCCAUUUUGUAAAAAUGUCAACUGCGUAAAGGUGAAAAAAAAAAAAGGCUAUCACAACAGAUUCAAAAGAAAGGGAAAUGUUCAUGCGAACUUUCAUCGGACGAGCAGCUUCAAAUGGUCUUGCCGUUCGCCUAAUGCUUCUGACCUGACUGAAAGUGAGCAGUUGUUACACUCGGCACACUUGCACCCGCUUGCGGAAACGAAGAAUUGUUCCAUGCGAAGAAUCACUAUCGUGAAGACAUCCCUCGCCAACGUGCACCUCCCGACGCGCAGGUCCAUCCCCAGCACAAGUGUUAACCAUAAAAAAACGAGUAACAAAUGUAAAGUCAGUUCUUUGUGGAGGUCACGUGACUUACGCUGCGCAAGACAUGCCUGCCAAGGGAACAAAGGCAUAAUUCGUUCCUGCACCCCUAUUAAUGUUUUAAACGAUUGUAAGGACAAUGAGACGAAGGUGUUAUGUCCCCACAUGAAUAGCAACAACAUAAGUGAAGCAGCAUAUAACACAAAUGAUGGAGUCAUCCUUUCACGUUAUUCACUUUUCCAUGUCAACGGGUAUGAUCCACAAAUUACACCCAAAUGUGAAGCACUAAUUUUUAAAGCAAAGGAGUGUAGGAAUGUAGUAGGCAAUAAAAAAAUAUUUGUCACUGUGGGAAAGGGUCACAUGAUUAACAGCUGCGGUAAAGCCAACUGGUGCAGAGGUGAGAGCCGCUUGGAAAAGACCCCCCUUUUGUAUUUGCAUAUGAUUAAUUGGGUUGCAGCCAACAGGGUAGCCAUCAUGGGGUUGAUAGCCGAAGGAAUAUUCUGUGAUGUUAUCACAUUGCUGUUCCAAGUUACCAUCAUUACCGUAGCACGAAUGGCAGCCGUAAUGGGCGUCAUUGUAUUCUCCGUCGCAAUUGCGCUGAGCGAGAUUCUAAUAUAUACCCAACUGUGCGCCCAUAUGAUGGCAUCCCUAUUGGAGAAGCGGCCACCAUUAAUCAUCAGACAAAGCAAGUGCAGUGAAGCCACGACCCCAUCGCAGAGAUGCAUGUCUACGCACAAAUGUAACAUAUAUAACUUGUCGCUUAAACAUUGCACAACGGGUCCGGUAACUUCCUCCCACAGUACACGCGCCCUCAUAUCAUUCUCAAGUAGUACCUUGUCUAAAAAGGAAUGUGACAUAUGGAAGGUCGGUUGCCCUUCAGUAGAAAGUUCACCAUCUUGUAAUUUGCAAGCGGCAGAAAACAAGUCACUCCUAGCAGUGCAUGUUGGGGGGGAGCAUCAUGGCGGAUUGAACAUUACCGCAGUUGAUAUACCGAGAGACAGAAUUAAACAGCCCGCGUGUAUAUUUUGUCCCCCUUGUAACGCAACGAAUGAAUUUUGGAAAAGGCACCAGUGCUUGAUGUUUGCGGCGUGUCUCCCUAUUGUUCAUGUCUGCGAUAGAAGCGAAAACCGCAAGAGCAGACACCGCCCAAGUGGCCACGCCGCUUUGCCAUUUUUCCCAUUGAUGACCAGCUCAAGUGAUUAUUUUUGUCCAUACAGUAAUGAAGCAAUAAAUGCAACUCGCACUUGUUUUACUUAUCGUUUAUGCUUUGUGUGCAUCCCCCUUAGGGAGUUUAGCUCUUGUUAUGAAUUUCACCAUGUGCUAAUUUUUCAUAACGCACAGUUGUUCAAAGGUGUGUGCCUCAUGUUAGCCGAGUUGAUUAUUGCCCUUUUUUUUGUAAUUCAUGUGAUGUCCGUCCGAUUAUGUACCUCUAUGAUAGCGAUUUUGAAUGAAGAAGGCGAUGCAAGGUUAAGCAUGUUUUUUUUGAACAAGAAGGCAUCAACCAGAGUGCUCACCUGCGUAGUUUCUUCCCGUUUUAUCCAUUUAUUGGACAAAUAUUUCAAAGCACAUUUGCGUGCAUCGCUUAUUUUUUACCUGAACGGUGCAGGUACAUUUGGCAGAAAAAAUGACACCAAAAAUUGCAGCAACAAGGACUGUGAUUAUGCUACCACCGAAUUAUUCCGAUGUUUGUACUAUUACGCACCUAUGAUGAUUGCCCGCUUUUUGUUUAAUUCAGGAAUGAGUAAUACGUUUUGUGUGUCCUCGGAUGAGGAUGAAAUCAGUGAGAACACAGACACCCCGACGUUAUUGUCCAUCGUGGGUAAACCUCGAACGGGUCAUAACCAUUUGUGGAAAUAUAACUUAGGUAGAGGGGACCCCCACGUAUGUAGCAACCCAGUUGGGGACAGCGAAUGGGGCGGCAAUAACAACGAUGGUGCAGACGGUGGUGAUUGUCCUACAGCAGGAAAUUCUAAUGAAGGAGGUAAUCACCCUCAAGAAGUUAAUAAUAACCUCAAUGGUAAUGGUAACCAAGGAGGUGACACAGGAGAUAAGGAUGACCGAGAUGGAAAUGACAACAAUGAGGAUCAGGGAGGAGGUUUCCCCGAGGGAGAGGAACAAGAUGAGAAUGUUCUGAUGGAUGCUCAAAAUGGGAAAACGAAAAAGAAACGAAAAAAAACAUUAAACGACAAAAGUAGGAAUAUUAAUAAAGCCACUACUGGAAGGAAAAGUAGAACAAAAACGGAUACCCCAAAUGAUAAGCAGGACGAGAAUAACAUGGCUGCAGGAAACUAUGGUAGUGUGCAUAACAUGAAGCAGUUGCACAAAUUUGGAGGCAUGAAUAGCGUUGCUGGUGUGAACAACAUGGGUAGCAUGCACAAUGGCUCCUUCCUUUAUAAUAACCAAGUGUCAGAUAAAAUUAUGCAUGACGGUAUGGGUAAGAUGACUAUGAAAUCGGGGGGUGGGUACCCCAGUAGGAUGGGUGGCGAUGCGAACUUUCAGAUGGGCGGUCAUGUUGGCGGCCACGUAGGUGCACACAGCGGUGGCCAUGCGGUAGGCCAGAUGCACAACGGAAAUAUGAACAUGUACUUGAAUAACACCGGGAGCAUGCAGUACAUGCCACCUUAUGCCAAUUCUAACAACCCUGUUGGAAUGAGUUUGAGCAGCGGGGUGGCAGGAUCGGCGAAUGGUUCUCUGGGUAACCAUGCGAAUAGCAGCGGCCAGGGUAGCAGCUCGAUGCAUGGUCAGAUGAAGCACCUGAACAGUGGCUUCCGAAACAGUGUGAUGAAAAACAACUCCAGUCAGAUGAGCCGCAUGAUGAUCAGCCCCCUCAGUCCACAGCUAGCGCACAGCGGCGUAAAUAGCGGUGUACAUAGCGCCGUAAACAGCGGUGCAGGUAAUAACAUGGGUAACUACGGGAUGCACUUUAACCAGCAACAGGGAAGUAUUGCCAAUGGGCAUGUGGGCAAUAAGGUCAGUUACCACAUGAAUGGUCAGACGGGAGUUGGGUGCGCGGUGCAGAGUGGAAUGAGCAACGCAGGAAGCAACAGCUUUGUGCACCACCCGAACAACCAUAUUGGAAGCGUGCCAAAUAGCCUCUCUAGUUCAGUAAGCAGCAGCGCCAACAUGCAUAUGGAGGACUCAAAUGCAAGUGGCAGCAAUCAUAAGGGGCACAUGAAUGUGCACCCGCGAGGCAACACAAGGAGCACGUGUUCGAUGAGUAGCCAAUUGGGGGGUCUCCAGGGCGGAAAGCCGGGGGCGCACAUUAAUGGGCCAAUGCAUAGUGCGGGGAGCGGCCACAUGAGCAAUCAGAUGGGCGCACAUGCGAUGAGUCAGACGAGUGGGCCAUUGAUGAGUCAGACGAGUGGGCCAUUGAUGAGUCAGACGAGUGGGCCAUUGAUGAGUCAGACGAGUGGGCCAUUGAUGAGUCAGACAAGUGGGCCAUUGAUGAGUCAGACGAGCGGAUCACUGAUGAGCCAGACGAGCGCGCACUCGAACAAAGUGCUCACCAAUGCAAUAAGCAUGAACAAGUUGAACAACAGCAAGAACACCAAAAGCGGAAAUGCAAGUUUGAGCAUGAACAGCCAUAUGAUGAACCCAAUGGCCAGCUACAUGGGCCCCAACAUGGGCUCAAACAUGGGUCGAAAUUCUGUGACAAAAAAUAUAACUGGAAACACACAGGACGGAAUGAACAAUGGGAAAAUGCAGGACACUGUUAUGAAUAGCAGUGUGUAUAGGAGCAACAGUCUUUUGAGGGACACUCUGAUGGGUAGCAACAAGGCCGGUCCAGGUGGCGCUAUGCAAAACCAGAUGAUGAAGAACGCGAUGAUGAAAAAUGAAAUGAGGAAUAAUAGCACUUAUAUGGUCGGUAUGGUGAACGACAAUUUGGUCCACACGAACAUGGGCAUGGGUGUGCGUGGUAGCUUCCGUCCCAUGAAUAGCCUCCCCGUAUAUAACAAUGGAACCGCCAUGAAAUUUGCAGGACAGAGAUACAGCAUGAGUACAAUGGUGCCCAACAGCACCGGACCAACAGCAGCAGCCGCUGCAGCAGCGGGAGGCAUGAUGAUGAUGAACAGGGAGAUGAACGAAAUGGGUAGCACCCCCGGAAUGAUGAAUUAUAUAAGUGGUAACAACUUUAUAAAUAAGAAUAUGAAAGGUGUGAAAAUGGAGCACACAUACCCCUUUGAGCAGAUGAACAUGAGGAAUGAUCAACUGCAUCACGUAGAGGUCCAUCAGACAAACAUGGGACAUAUGAGUGUAAAUAAUUCAAAAAUGUAUCUUAGCAAUGUACAAGUAGGGAAUGAUAAAAUAAGUGGCGGUAAUUUUCUUCAAGGAGAAAGUAAUCAGUUCUAUUCGUAUGGAAGCGGACCAAAUGAUACAUGCGGAGGUACCGUGCAUAAGAGUGACAUGAAUGGAGUAGCGAAUGCCAAUGUAUGUGGAACUACGAAGGAUGUAGGAAGUGUGAGUAGCAAUAAACAGAAUACAGUACUCAAUAGUAAGAAAAAAAGCAAAAAUAAUUUGAAGAAUGGGAGGGAGCACGAAAUGAAUAACAGCCAGAAUUUAAGGACUGUAAAAAUUAACUGGAGUAAAUAUGAUAGCAUUUUUAAAAAAAUAAAAUUAGAAAAGGAUUACGAAAAAUUUAUCAACACAGAUAAGGAGGACGCGGAGAAGAAGAGGAAGAAUAACAUGUCAGAUGCAGAUACGGACGACAAAUCAGAUUGGGAGCAGAAUCCUGCCCCAGGAUUUAAUGACCUGUUGAAUAUUAACUUUAGGUCUUUCAUUCAUGAUUAUAAUGAAAUACUGAAUAAGUUAAACUCCAUAAGAGUGAAUGAUAAAAGUGAGUUCAAGAAAAAUGCCUACACACAAUUGUAUGAAGAAAUUUUUUUAAACAUUGAACGCUUUUUUGACAUUUCCCAAUUAAGACAUGAAAAUAAUUUUACGCAUUCCAAUUUUUAUAAGAACACCCUUGAUCGUGUCAGCGAAGGAGACAUGCUUCUCGCCAAUGGCAGUGGGAGCGAUGGAUAUGAAGGGGCGGGCGUGACAUCGACCGAAGUAGCAGUAGUGAACCAGAAUGCAGCAUCUGCAAGUGUAGGCAAUUUGGCCCAUAAGACCGGUAAGGCUAAGGUCAACAGAGGAGUAAAAUCACAAUGUACUGACCCAGAGAAGGGAACUCAUACUCAUGACGGUGAAGAUGAUAUUAUGAACAAGGGAAAGACGAACUUCUUCCAAAGUGUGUCUCGCAGUGCAGGGAAUAAUUCCCUCUUCGAAAUGUUAUUAAAAAAAAAAAAAGAGUUUGACGAAAUUUGCAUGCUGCAUAAUUUUGACUCGGCUAUGGCGAAUGGGGAAGUGGCCUUCCCGAACGAUACGAGUGGUAGAAAUGUAACUCCCAUGGAUAGAAGUCUUGCCUCUGUGGAGAAGAAAUUCACUUCCAGCAGUUUUCAAGGCUCUCCUGCGAAGAAUAAAAUGGGUACGUCCGUGCCAGACUACAAAACUGGUGUUACCCAUGUUGGCAGCGGCAACGUUAGGUACCCACAUGAGAACAACCCAGGGACGAACAAAAAGGGAGGGAGCGAAAUAAAAAACGCAGCGUACCAAAAUCACUUCAUUGAAAAAAUAUUAUCAAAAAGGUACAGGACUUAUUCCAUUAACGAAUUUGUAAAUGUGCAGCUGAACGACAACCUUCUGGAGCUCAUCGACAUGUACAAGCAGAACCUCUGUUUUAACAUCAGGAAGAUGUUGAAGAAAAAAAUCAGCCACGAGAGGAAGGGACGCUUUGAUUGGCAUUAUGGCGUUAAGCGGGUGAGCAGAAUCGGAAGAAAGACGCGUACAGGAAAGAGAAGAGAAUUACUCACGGGAAGGGGAAAAAAGAAAAAAAAAAAAAUAAUGGGAAAGGGCAAAGAGUUUCCUAGCACAACGUUGAAGAUGAUGGGCAUGAUAAAUAGCAGUGAUGAGUUGGCAUGUGCAGAAGCAGCACGAAGUACCCACUUGGGAGAUCAUCACCCCGUUACAGAAGGGAAGAACGCCUCCGGGGAAAAUUUAGAAAAACCGCUUUUUUUCUUCUCAUCAGGAAAUUUUAGAAAGAGAAAGAAAAACGAUCAGGAUGGUUCUGCUAAUGUCGGCGAUGGUAUUGGUACAGAAGAGGGGGAGAGGAGAAAUGUUGAAGAGUUGUCUCCAGGUAGGAAGUGCGAGGAGGAGCAGCGGAAGGAUGGUGGUGGAGGAGAUGCGAAUGACAACGUCGAUGCUGGAAUAAACAAAUUCGUGAACAAGCUAUCCUUUGGGCUCUUCCAAACGAAGCUCAAGUCCCCACAGAAGAACGAAGGCGAAAUGAAAAAUAGGAGCGACAGUACAGUGGACCACUGCACGAUGGAAAACCAUGGAGACAUUAGUCUUUAUAUAGAAAAAAAUGUCACACAGAAAAAAUCGCCACGAACGAGUGCAGCCUUCAUGCUGGCAUCAAAAAUGGAGUGCACCAAUUUGUCAAUUAGCAGAAUGCAAAAAAGAUUAUUCGAUGAAAGGAGAAAGAUAAAAUUGAACAAGCAAAGAAAAAUGAGGAAUCUCAAGUACAAAACAAAUGCAAUAAUCGACUUUGGUGAUAAAAUCGUCUGGGUGUCUUUCGAAUUUAACCACCUAGACACGCUGCGGAAGAUUAAAAAUAAUUUUUUCAAUUUGUACAAUUUGAGUCAACUAGAGAAAACGAAAGAUUCGGACAUCAACUUGGAGAAGUGCAUUACCAAUGAAAUGAAAAAAUACAAAAAUGUAAAAAUCAGAUUUUAUAAAUUCCUCAGUUAUUACGACUUUGUGUUUUUGAAGAACCGAUUGAACUUUAUUAAAAUUAAGUAUAAGAAUGGGGUGGCAAGAACUGCAAGAGGGAUGACCUUCCCAGGUACUUCCUUGGCGAAGCUGGCCGAUAUGCAAAGGGACCACCCAGCUGAGAUUACUUCUGUAAAGAUGCCUGCUGGUGGAGCCAUUGUAAGUGACCCAACUGUGGGGAAUGUCAAAUGCGAAGCGGUACAGAAUAGAGACAAGGAUGAUAGCUCCCCUCAGGAUGGGCCCAGUGUGGAACAGGCCAAGAGUGGUGCUGUACUGAGCGAUGUGCACCCUGGUGCCGAGUUGGUCAAGAAGGAUCACCCGCAGACAGGGGCACUUUUUAGUGAAAAGGGGAUAAUAAAAGGAGGAGAAGUGAACAGUGGAAAUAACAACCCUGUUUUGAAGAGCGAAGGCGGGGAAGAAGCCCAGCACCAUGACCAGCAGGAGCCCCUCACGAAGGAGCAACUUCCUACCCCCCUUCAUAAUAGUCCCUCCAUCAUUGUCAAAAGUGAGCAUCCCAAGAGUGAAGUGAUAUACCCGUACCUUCCCUUCGCCAAAACAAGAGGUGAUGACAUUAAUCAGAUUUUAAAUGACGUAAAGAAUCUGUACAUCGAACCCAAUGACCAUAUGAUUAAAAAAAAUAAAUUAAGGAAAGACAUAACACUCUUCCCACUGAUCGAUAAGAAGAGGUUGAAUACUUACAUUAGUCUCGAUUUGAAUGCAGCUGCGAAAGAAGAACUUGUGAAAAAUGAACAUACCAACAACCAUUCAGUGGACAAGGAAAUACACAUCCUUAAUAAAUUUUUGAGUACAAAUUUGAAACUUGAAAAAAUGGAAUUUGGAAAAGUCGGCUCAGGAAUAAAUACGUCAGGUGGAGGAGCAGCAACGACAGGAGCAGCAACAGGAGGAGGAGCAGUUGGCCCAGGAAUAAUAAUAGAAAAUUAUGACCAUGCAAGGAAUAAUCAUAUGCAUUGUGAGAAAUACAAUACAGCCAAUUCUGUCCUGAUUGACAAUUACGUCUGGUCCAAUAACCCCUCCCUUUUCAGCAUCUUCGAAAAAUAUUAUUUGUUGUUAAAAAUGCAAAAGUACAUUUUACAAUAUAAGCACUUUUCAAAGAAUAGCCUUAAGAGGAAAUUAAGUUCAGAGUCCAACUGCGAUGUUUAUUCGAGUUCGAAUUCUUUGAAGGGUUCCUCUAGUGGAAAUGUUAAAGGGAGAAGGAGGUAUGGGAAGGGGGGUAAGGGUACAAAGAAGGGUGGAGGAGGACGUAGACUCUCUUCAUCGAAAGGGGGCAGGCGAGGGGUCGCCGCCAUGAUGGCAUCCGCUAAUGAUGGAAUGGCCGUGGAUACGGUUGGUGUGAAGCGAAGGAGAAAGGCUGCAGUUGUUACCACCAGUCAACCAUGCAAGGAUGUUAGCGAUCAAGUAGGGUUUGCGAAGAAUGACAUGAACGAGCAUGGCUUGGUUAGCGGAGAAACGAAUGAACACUUGGCAGCAACCCCAUUUGUGAAGGUAGAACCGGAGGGCGCAUCAACGUGUGUGGAUUCGAUUCAGAAUGAAGGGGGCGGUGAGGUACAAGGUAUGUCUGCCCAACGAUAUAACACGCCCAUUGGGGGGACGGGAACCAACGGCAGUGUAGAAGUGCCCCCUGAGCAGAUUGACGCAUUGUACCCUGCCAUGAAGAACAAAGUGGAGGAAGAGGCGAAUGCAAUGGGGAGAAGCGGUGUGUCUGAUGAGGUGCAGGUAGCAAAUGGAGAGGCAGUCCCGCAAGAUGCUAAUACGAUAAAUGAACAAAGUGUACGUCGGACCUGCAAAAGUGAAAGCAACAGUAGCGGAAGUGUGAAAAGCGCCAAGAGGAACAAGUCGUCGCUGCAAACAAAUGUGGCCAAGGGGGAGAUGAACUUUAUUGGGGUAGUAAAAGAUGGAGACGCAGUGGGAGACUCAGACGCAGAGGCAGAAUUUGACACCGAGUUGGAAGAUGGAAGUGGCAAGAAAAGGAGAGGAAGGAAGAAAGGAAAAAAGAGGGGAAGGAAAAAAGGAGGCAGAAAUAAAUACAAAUUAGAAGAAGAUAAUAUGACGGUAGCAGAAAGUAACAGAACAAUGUGGAAAAAACAAAACGGAGAAUAUGAAAAGUACCAAUUGAAAGACAGUAAAAAAUUUACAGACCUGAUUAACAAUGAAGACAUGUUAGAUGAAAUGGAUAAGGAAAUUCUGGCCAAUGAAGUUAUUCCAAUUGAUAAAGACAUUAUAAUAGAUCUGCUAUGCGAAGAGGAAAAACUAAUAGAAAGCUAUAUUAAGAAUUCCAAAUUUGUGGACAAGAAUUUAAUAUGCUUUUUAAUUUACCUCAAUACGGUUCAGAAGAGGCUGAGCUGCAUUUCGAACAAAUUGCUUAAGAAAGUGAUUAGGGAAAAUAAAAUGCCCGCAAGGAUCAGUGAGAAUGUAAGUCGCAGUGACGAAAUAACUUACAGGUAUCUUAUGUUUGAGAGAUGGAAUCAAUUAAGGUAUUCCGUUUUUUAUAAUAUGAAUUAUGUUCGUAGUGGUGGUAGUAGGGUCAUGCUUCACGACAGUGCUCAAUCCGAUGGAUACAAAAAUGUAAAUAUUCAAACCAUUUUUGAUUUACACAAAUUUUCUGGAAAAUACAAAAAGCAAAAAUUACCUCCCUUUGAGUAUAGCAUGUUUCUCAAGUACAAAAUUCACAAACAGAGUAAGACAUGUGCAAGUGGGCAGGAGGGAGGAGAACGAGGAGGGGAGUGUUCCCCAGGUGGUGAACACACAGAAGGGGUGGAAGAAAUGGAAGAUGAAGAAACGGUAUUUAUGAAUAAUGAAGAUAAUUUUUGUGGCUUCUCAAACAAUACCGAUUUGAAUAUAACCCCAGUGCUGUCCUACUGCUGCGUAUGUUUCAACGAUGAUUAUAACACCACGCAGAUUAGUGAACAGGGAGAUCCUGUACAGAACGUUUCCAGGAACAACUCCAUUUCUAACUCGGCCGUAGAUGUGAAGAGUGAGAGCAUGGAUAAGACGCAGCAGGGACAGGGUAGAAGUAGGUCCAACUCGAAGAGAGACGAGGUGGGGGCCUCUGGGGAAUUGAAAAAAGAUGGGGAUCAAAAGGGUGCCCAGGAGGCGACCCAACCACCACAGGAGGGUACUCUACGCAGCAUGGGUGGCAGCCAGAUUAACAAUCCCUCCGGUGAGUGUGAAAAAAAAAUUAACAGCACCUGCAGUGGAACGGACACUGCUAUUAUAGAAAAAAAUAUCAAGAGCAACCGCAACCUGAUGAUGCGAUGCGGAAGGUGCUACAUGCACGUGCACAAGUUUUGUUACAUUUCGACCAAGAGGACAGAGGAAAGUAGUUCCACCUACGCACAGGCAACGACUUCCAUCAGUUCAAACGAAUGGCUUUGUCAGCGAUGUGAAUUUGAAAAAAAAACCCUGGGUAACAAUUACCUGUACCUAUUUGACAACCACGUUAAAUGUUACAUAUGCAUAGAAAGAGGAGGGGCCUUCAUCCAACUUAGGAGUGAUAUUUUUGUCCAUACCUUCUGCGCCAUGUUCUGUGUGCCAGAUUUGCUCGUCAAUGCAAAUGUGAAUUUGGAAAAUGUGGAAGAGUUCCUGAAAUUAAAUAAUGUGUCUUUGACGCAGGAAAUUUUGUCAUCCUUGGAGAGGAAGAGAAGGAAGCUUUUGCUGAGCGGCGAUCGGGCGAAGAAGGGGUUGGCGCAGGAUGGACUCCCCUCCGUAACGGGGAAUAGCAACUUGAUGGAUCCAUGUACCGAAUCGUCACCCCAUCCCAGUGCGGUCAACUCACCCGUCAGUAAUAAUCCCGCACAUGUAGCAAAAGGCUCAGACGAGAAGACAGCAGAUUGUGUAAAUUUGGAAAAGAAUGAAGAAGCGAAGGGGAAUACGGCUAGCGGAGAAGCUGAUGGUGGGGGAGACCCCAACCCUGAAGCGGACACCGAAUAUGGAUUCAGAAUCAAAUCGAUAAGGUCCAUUUUUUCGAAGAGUUACUUCUCCAGUCCUAAACACAGUGAUAAAAAAAAUGCACAUGCGACGAGUGGUAAUGACAAGGUUGGUGAUUUUCCCCCGUCUGAGCAGAAGGAGGAUAAGAAGAAGAGGGGGAGUGAAAACGUUAGCCAAGUUGAAAAUUUAAAAAAAAAAAAAAAAACAGCGGGGAGUGUAAAUGACGAGGUGAAUACUUUACAUUCGGAUAAGGGGGGGACGAACGACACAUUGGAGACUGAUGGGGACGUGGCUAAAGGUAGUGCCGCCCCGGGUGAAGAUAAGGGGAAGGGCAAUAACCGUGCUCAUCGUGUUGAACAGGGUGAUGAUGGCAUGAGAAGCGGCUUUGAUCAUAGUAAAGACACGGACUUAGCGCACGGAAAACAGGACGGUGUGCGAAUACAAUGUGGGGAGCGUUACCUGCACGAUGGAUACUCCUCCUCCGAGUCAUCGUCGUCCAUCCUCACCGCGUCUUCCAUUCGAUCCGACUCGACAUUGCUUCCCCAGCAUGAUGCCAAGAAGGCAGAAGAGGGUGACCACGAUGGGGAGGCCACAUUACACCGUGCAGGGACGACACAAAAGGAGAAAAACAUUCCGACGAAGCAGUUGUCAUGCAUCCGGUACCUACUGAACGGCUACGGGCAGGAUACUGUGCGAUGCGACGUCUGUUUGAAGAGCAAAGGAAUAUUCAUCAAAUGUGAAAAUAUAAAAUGCGACAAGUACGUGCACCCGCUGUGCGCCUACAUGUGUGGGUUGUAUAUCAGGUGCAAAAAUUCCAAUAAAAAAUUUUUGAAAUUUCAGAACAAAAUUGAUUAUUGCUUCCCUCGCAUAUUUUUCUUCAUCAAGUGUAUCUCUCACUCUAUAAAGAAAUGUGGCGUCAUUAGAAUAUAUGAGGAGAUCAUAAAGAGGAGAACCAAGUACCUGAACCGGGAUUUGUAUCCAAGCAUAUACGAAAGUAAUAAAAAGGAGAGGAAGCAAAAGAAUUCCGUAAAAUACAAAAUUAAAAACAACUGUAGUAAUAUUAAAAAAGGGGGAAGUAUGGCAGGAGGUGUAGGUAAUGGACCAGCAGCGAUAGCAGCCAUUGCAGCUGUUGCAGCAGGAGGACCUGGAGGAGGAACAGGAGAUAUAUAUGAAGUUUUAGCUUUUAAUUUUAACUACUUAGAUUCGUAUCAAUAUAAUUUUUUCCUCCUUCCAUCAAUUGAUUAUAUAAAAAAUGACAUUUGCCUGGUUUGCUUUACGUCAUACAAGAAGAAGGAGCUUCUGUAUUGUAAGUAUUGUAACAUGUGUGUGCAUAAGAGUUGCUACCUGGUUGACUCGACCUACCUGGAAUACCACUUCUAUAGAAAGAACAAAAGGGCGCAUACCUUUUUAAUGCACACGAAGCAACAGAAGUUGAAGAAUUUACUUAGCAGAGUGAAGGAAAGGAAGGAAGCUCUGCUGAAUGCCCUGCUACAGGAGAAUAACCAACACGCGUAUGACGAUGUGUCACAGGGGGGAGUUACUGGAAUUGUGAAGGAGGACGGAACAACUUGUGGGGAAAUUAUCCCACGUCAUGGCAUGAUAGAUCUUCCUCCACAAGAAGGAACAAGUAGUGGUGACCCCUGCGGAGUAAAAGGUGUGCAUGUGGAGGAGCAACUUCUAGAAAUGCAUAACCAUCCGUCUGUAGAAAAAUCCCAUGUGGACAUCCCCCCCGUGAGCAAUCACAUCAUCGCGCCUGAAGGAGGCGAACCAAAUUGUGCAGAACAAAGUGGAGUGGCCCCCCCAGGUGAGGGGUCAGCGGGUCACUGGCAACAACAUCCACAUAACGGUAAAGGAAUGAAUAGGGAGAAGGAAAUGGAAAAGUCAAAACUGUUUAAGGAGUUAAUGCAAAACGAAGUUAUCACCUGUUUGUACACCCCUGAAUAUUUACAAAGCACAGACUUUAUUAACAAACUGAAGGAGUUUAAAAAGAAGCAAAAUGUUAUGCAGCUAAGUGAAAAUGUGAAGUAUAAAUGCGAGGAGGAGAAAUGCCUGACCGACCUGGAUGAUGUAGAAGAGAGGAAAUUAUUUGUAUGCGAUUUGUGUGCAAAUAAUUACAAUCAUGAAAAUGUCAAUUGUAUAUUGUGUAGCCGCAGGGGAGGCGCCAUCAAAUUAAUAAAAGUGAAUGAUCAUAACAAGGUAGAUAAAAAUAAGAAUAAGAAAAACGCCUUUUUAAAAUCGGAAAAAGAUUUUGUAUUUGUGCAUAUGCAAUGUGCUUUGUAUGCUCCGCAAAUUAUUAUACAGGACAUUGGAGAAGAAUAUUACCAAAUGUUUAAUUACGAUAAUUAUUCCAUGCAAGAGUGUGAUGAGGUGUCACAGAUGAAAGACAAGGGCUUCAAGUCAGACACGGAAGUGUGUGUUCUGAAUAAAGAGUGUGAUUAUGAUGAGAAGCAGAAUUUGCUGGGGGAGUUUCUUUACCGCCAUGCAGCCGCGCCGACUGUGAACAACAACAAGGGUAAAAACGCUCGCAGGGUGCUCGAUAGGAAAAACUCCGCCACUUCUGCGUGUGUAGCGGCCAAUGUAGUAGUGGGCGGAGCUGUUGCCGUUGCGAGCACGAUCCAUGCCACCCCUGCGCAGCAUACACUUGCACAGCAGGGAGUAGCUGUAGAGGUGGUAGCGGCUGCCGGGGGAAGCAUCCAAAUAAAGGAAGAAACGAAUGCAGCAGGUGGUUUGGUAGGGAAAGUUGUGCCACCCGUCAGCUGCAAUGUCAGGCAGCCGAAUGAGAUUGGCAAGCUUGCAGAAGGAGAGGGAGACGCGAAGGUGAAAAAGAGCCUAAGUUUUGACAUUGAGAAGGGAGGAGCGGAUGGAGCAAUGGCGCUAACGGAAAAUGGGCUGCAGAACACAGCGCUGAAUGCAGAGCAGUGUGGCGAGCGCUUGGUUAAGGAGGAGGGCGCACACCCAACCGAGGCGAACAACCUGAUGAGCAUCGCACAGCAAUGUCCCAACGGAACCACAAACAAUAACGCCAUUCUAAACGAAACAAGCAACACCGCCGCGAUCCCUAACACCAUUCUAAACGUAACAGACAACAGCGCCGCAAGCAAUAACGCCAUUCUAAACGUAAGAGACAAGUACGGAAGGAGACUCAAAAAAGGAAAAGAAAUUUUAUCCUACAAUAAAUCGAACAGCAUGAUGGGAGGAGACCCGAAAAAGAGACAAAUCGUCCCCUCAUCCACACACGUACCAUUUUCAAACAAAAAGACGAGCAACUUAUACUACUACAAUUUCAAUAGAAAAAAAAAUAAUUACAAAAUUAUAAUUAAAGAUAAAUUAAAAAAACACCUAAAUAAAAAUGUAUGUUAUAUUUGUAACCUCACUUAUGGCUAUACACAAAAGUGUGUAGAAAAUAAUUGCAAUAAUUAUUUUCACAUAUCCUGUGCAAAAAUACACAAGCAUUUUUUUGAAUUCGAUUAUACCUUUUUAAAAAUUUUCCCAAAUGUGAUGAGCAUGCAGCAAAUGUCUAAGCUGUCUAGCUGUUCUGUGGGGACCAUCAUUUUUUGUGAGGCACAUUCUAGAAUUAGGAGGAAGGUGAAUCCUUCAAUUAAAUUAUUUUCCAAGUUGAGGUCCUUUUUAGAAUUGGCGCGGAUAAUUGUAGGGCAAAUGAAAAAAAGGGAGGACAUUAAAAAUGCCUGGAUAAAGGAAAAGCACCAGAGGGACAUUACUUCUUUUGAGCAUACAGAGGAGGACGUAGAUAAUCCGGACGAGGGCCAAGACCCGGAGGAAGUAGACGACGUCGACAGUUCCAUUUCCAUGUCCGAUUCGGACGGUGCGGAGGAUGGCGGCGAUGACGAUAGCGAUGAAGAGGACGAUGAUGACUUCUCCGAAGAGGAAGAGGAAGGCAGCAUGAUGAGUGGAAGCGCCAGGGGGGUGAGCAGAAAUGUGCUGUAUGCGCCGCAGACGGAUGGAGAGGCAAAUAUGAUUUUCCCCCGCACACACACCAAUCAGUUUGAUGAAGGUGGUGCUGGGGGCGAUCGUGGAAGAAGACUGCCCAGUGAUGCCUUAGCGAUGAUGCAGGACAGUGCCCCCGGUAGUAGUGACAACAUAGGCAGGCAUAGCAGUAGCAGAGGAAGCAGUAGUAGAAGUGGACUAAGCCAUAGAAGCAAUAACACUAAGAGAGGCCACGCGAAAACCUUAACCAAACACCAACACGUGGAGGACCAGCUCCAAAUGAAGGGCCUCCAUGAUCACCAUAAGUUGAGUAUGCAAAGUGAGUAUACAGAAGUAGCAAAUGGGGAGAGGGGUAAAGAGACCGGAAGCGCACAGAGUAAUGAGCCCAUGGAGGAAGAAAUGGAAGAUCUGCAGGAAGAUGUAGUGGACAAAGUGGGCAGUGAUAAGGAUGAGGAUUACGUGCCGGAGGAUGAAGCCGAGGACAGUUAG